This is a messenger RNA of Musca domestica (house fly), 4900 nucleotides long. RefSeq names its product disheveled-associated activator of morphogenesis 1 (gene DAAM). The transcript is spliced from 11 exons. Bases 178 to 4191 code for a protein of 1337 amino acids. Lineage: Eukaryota; Metazoa; Arthropoda; Insecta; Diptera; Muscidae. Gene Ontology annotation, biological process: positive regulation of actin filament polymerization; actin cytoskeleton organization. Gene Ontology annotation, molecular function: actin binding; small GTPase binding. The record is from RefSeq and is a predicted model, not a curated record.
AAAAAAAACAAAUAAAUUGAAAAUAAAAUGUAUUUGAAAAUUGUGUCAAAAAUUCCCAUUCGUCCAUAAUUGUCAUGGAUUGUUUUUAAAACAACAAAAAAAUAUUUAUUUUUGGAUAUUCAUUUCCUCAACGUUUUUUGGAUUUUCUACAAGUUUUAACACCACACAGCCAGCAAAAUGUGUUCGAAAAAUCAAAUGUCUACGCUGAUGGAGAAAUUGAAUACGACUCUACAGUCGUGUCCCACCAUCAGCAGCUGUACCAAUGAACCCGAUACCCUGAGCGCCAACAACGACUCGCUACAGACCACCCCAGAUAGUACCCUACAAAAACCAGCCAGUCUCCAGCAACAUCAUCAUCAGCACCAUCAACCGCUCAGUCCCCAUCAUCUGCAUCCGCACAGCCACAGCAACGGUGUUGGUGUUGGUGUCGGUGGCCCAGCCAACAGUGCCACCAGCGACACAUCGUCCACAUCCUUUCACCAGCGUUUUGACUUCAGUCAAUUAAAAGCUCGUCUACCGGAACUAAAUUGUCUGCACAGUUUACAGCGCUAUUGGCAAAACAGCAACGGCCAAUCACCGGGUGACGGCAGCAGCAACGAUCCAACGUCCGGCUGUGGAAAAGAUGAUGGUAGUGGUGUUGGCAGCAAUUCCUUUUAUGCCAAUAAUAUCUUAGGUUACACCUUUGGCUACACAUUCAACGGCAAAGAUUCCGGCAAAGGUGAGGCGGUACGUGAGACGCCACUGCAGAAGUUCUAUCGUCACCAGCAGCAAAAGAAAAUGCCAGCGUUUCGCGGUCGACGUGGUUGGUGUGGGUGUUUUCAGGACGAUGAACCACCUGAGAUUUGUGUGGUUGAGGGGGCCUUUACCCUGCAAACCCUGACACCCACCCAGCCGAUGCCCUCUGUGGAUGAGUUGGACACCAAAUUCGCGGAGUUGGUGGAAGAGCUGGAUUUGACGGCGCCCAACAAAGAGGCAAUGUUGAGUUUGCCUCCCCAAAAGAAAUGGCAAAUUUAUUGCUCAAGAAAAUCACCCCUGGACACCAUUGAUGGCGGGGGUGCAUCGAGCAAUAUUACCCAACCUCCGACGGCUGAAAAUUAUGUGGAACGCCUCAAGGAUCUGGCCCUACACAUUUCCAUUAGUCCCGAAGAUUCACCGUGCCAUGAGUAUAAUGCUCGCAUUGAAAGCCAUACACAUUUCCUGGAUGCCCUGAAGACAGCUCUCAGGACGUCCACGCACAGUUUUGUCUUGCGUUUUGUGGAGUUUGAGGGUUUGCCGGCCCUGCUGAAUCUGUUGCAGAAAAUGGAUAUACGGGUGGCGAAUAGUCCUUUUCAUACUAGUCUCAUUGGAUGUAUCAAAGCUUUGAUGAAUAAUUCGACCGGUCGUGCCCAUGUCUUGGCCCAUCCCACCUCCAUUGAUACCAUUGCCCGUUCCCUGGCGGCGGAUAACAUCAAAACCAAAGUGGCAGCCUUGGAAAUUUUGGGUGCCGUCUGUCUGGUGCCUGGUGGCCAUCGCAAGGUCUUACAGGCCAUGUUAAAUUUCCAGGAGUUUGCAGCAGAACGUACCCGUUUCCAGAGUAUUGUAAAUGAUUUGGAUCGUUCAACAGGAGCCUAUCGGGAUGAUGUGAAUUUGAAAACAGCCAUUAUGUCUUUUAUUAAUGCGGUGCUGAACUAUGGCCCCGGCCAGGAGAAUUUGGAUUUCCGUUUACAUUUGCGCUACGAAUUCUUGAUGCUGGGCAUACAACCCAUCAUUGAUAAGCUGAGGAAACAUGAAAAUGAAACCUUGGACAGGCAUUUGGACUUUUUCGAAAUGGUCAGAGCCGAGGACGAAAAAGAACUGGCCCGGAAAUUCGAACACGAACAUGUGGACACCAAAAGUGCCACCACCAUGUUUGACUUUUUGAGACGUAAACUAAGUCAUUCUCCAGCCUAUCCCCACUUGAUUUCCUUGCUGCAGCACAUGCUUUUGUUGCCCUACACUGGUCACUGCACCCAACAUUGGUUGUUAUUCGAUCGAGUGGUCCAACAAAUUGUCCUACAAACCGAGGGUCGACCACGCAGCGACAUUGAUUCCGAUGAUCCAAACAAAGAAAAGGAACCCAUCUCCCCCGUACAUGAUCCCGAUGUGGCUCCCCUUGAAAUAAAUGUCUCCAAAUUGGUCCAUCUACUCGUCAAAGAAGAAGAACUCACCCAGGCCCGCAAACGAGCCGAUGAAUUGGAAAAAGAAAAUUUCGACAUUCAAUCGCGUCUGGCGAAAAAAGAACAAGAAUUAGACUUGCGAAUGCAGGAAAAAGAAGAUCUCGAAACGGGCUUGGCUCGUAUGCGUGAACGCCUCGAAAAAGAGUCGGCCAAUCAUUCGCAGGCUGUGCAAAGAGCUCAGACAGCCGAAAUGAAAUUGGAAGAUUUACAACAUAAACUGAUGACAGAGCAACAGGAAAGAGCCAGAUUGGAACGUUUGGUCACCGAGGGUAGUAUACCCGAUGACCAGAAAGUGGCAGGGCUAACUGGUUGCAAUGCUCCCCAAGAACCAGUGAAAAUAGUGCCACCACCACCGCCACCAAUGAUGGCAGCAGCACCACCUCCACCACCAUUGCCGGCCGGACCACCGCCACCACCUUGCCCUGGACCACCACCACCGCCUGUGAUGACACCAGCAAUGGCCCCACCUGCACCCAAAGCCGAAGUACCCAAAAAGAAUGUGCCCCAACCCACAAAUCCCUUGAAGAGUUUCAAUUGGUCCAAGUUGCCUGAUGCCAAGGUUCAGGGUACUGUCUGGAGUGAAUUGGAUGAAUCGAAAUGGUAUAACAAUAUUGAGCUGGAGGCAAUUGACAAAUUAUUCUCGGCCUAUCAAAAGAAUGGAGUGGCAACCGUUCCCGAUGGUUCCAUUGAAGAUUUACGCUUGAUGGGUAGUAAACCACGUAACAAGGUCUUAUCCGUUAUUGAUGGCCGGCGGGCACAAAAUUGCACGAUUCUCUUGAGUAAAUUGAAAAUGACAGAUGAAGAGAUUUCCAAAGCCAUAUUAUCCAUGGAUUGCAAUGAACAAUUGGCUUUAGACAUGGUGGAGCAAUUGCUUAAGUUUACACCCUCGGCUGAGGAAAGAGCUUUAUUGGAUGAACACAGUGAAGAUAUUGAGUCAUUGGCCAGGGCCGAUCGUUUCCUAUAUGAAAUAUCCAAAAUCCCCCAUUACGAGCAGCGCUUGAAGAGCUUGCACUACAAAAAACGUUUCAUGAUUACCGUAAAUGAUUUAAUACCAAGGAUUACCAGUGUCAUGGAAGCUUCCCGGGAGGUGGCUAGAUCUAGGCGCCUGAGAAAAUUACUGGAGUUGGUGCUGGCCUUGGGUAACUACAUGAAUCGUGGAGCCCGUGGCAAUGCCUCCGGUUUCCGUUUGGCUUCCCUAAAUCGCCUGGCCGACACCAAAUCCAGCGCCGCCAAGGGCACAACUUUGCUACACUUUUUGGUACAAGUCAUUGACAAGAAAUUCCGUGAUCUACUCAAAUUAGAGGAGGAUAUACCACAUGUACGCGAAGCUUCCAAGGUAUCGUUGGGUGAAAUGGACAAAGACAUACAAAUGCUAAGAACCGGUUUAGCCGAUGUGGCGCGUGAAAUUGAAUUCCAUCGUUCAUCGGGUCCAGCCCAACAGGGAGAUCGUUUCCUACCCGUCAUGCGAGAAUUCCAUGCCCAGGCUUCGGUGCGUUUUGCCGAAUUGGAAGAUAAAUUCCAGGAUAUGAAAACAAGAUUUGAUAGGGCCGUACGUUUGUUCGGUGAAGAUGGUUCGGUUUUGCAACCGGAUGAAUUCUUUGGUAUUUUCGAUGCUUUCCUCACAUCUUUUGCCGAGGCCAAGGCAGAUAAUGAUAAUUUGCGUAAACGUCAAGAGGAAGAGGAAAAACGGGCCAAACAGGAUGCCGAGUUAAAGAAACGUACCAUUGAACGUAAAAACAAGGAGGGCCUGAUGUCUUCGGUGGCCAGAAAUUUGGGUUUGAAGUCCUCGAAUGGACCCACAAGCCCCGCCAAGGGGGAUAAUAAAGGGGAGUUUGAUGAUCUUAUUUCUGCCCUGAGAACCGGCGAUGUAUUCGGUGAGGAUAUGGCCAAAUUUAAGAGAUCCCGUAAAACCCGUCUCAGCAAUGGCAGUACUUCUCCACCCCGCCAUGGAGUGCAUCGAGAAGAAAGUCGAGAACGUACCGUUAGAAGACAGUGAAAGUUAGGUUAGAUUUUUAAGAGAAAAACAAACAAACACACACACAGACACAUACAUCUCUUUGUUAUUAAAAUAAUAAAAUAAAUUUUGUUAAAUGAUUGUAUAAAAGAAAGAUAUUGAAAAUUAAUUGUAAUUAUGCAAAUGAUGAUGAUGGAAAAAUGAUUUUGUAUGCAAAAUAGGUUAUUAAUUUAAUUUUAAGUAAAACAACAACAACAAGAAUGCUAACAUUCUUCUCUUUUUUAUAAAAAAAAAAAACAUAUUUAAACUUAAAAUAAAAAUAAAUAAUAAUUGUCUGUAAUGAAAGCAUUAAACCAAAAUUAUUUAAAAAAGAAAAAAACAAAUGAAACUAAAAAAUAUAUUUAUCACACCCAAACACACACACUUUUGUAUUAAUAAUACCCUAAUCUUAGUUUGUAAUUUGAAAAACACUGUUUGUAUGUAUGUAUUCCUUCUUCUCGUUUGCUGUUCUGUUUUUGCAUAAAAGAAUGAAAAUAUAUAACUCAAUACUAUUAUUAAAUUUAUCUUCUAGAGAGCAUAUUAAGCCAACCAACAAACCACACAAACUAACAGCAAAUUAAAACUAAUUUGUAAAUGUUAGAUUAAGUUUAUGAAUAUAAUUGAAAAGAAAUUAAUAUAUAAAUAAAAAAGCUAUAAUACAUAUUAGUUAUAAAUAUAAAACACGAUAAAACCGAAACACAAUAAAAUAAAA